CCACCCCCGCCCCCGACAUCCCGGCCAGAUAAAGGAGCCGAAGCCAAGAGGGAGAGAGACCCCGCCCCCCUUGAGAAGAGAAGCCGAAGCCCCUGCAGGACGGGGGCCUACGUCGCGAUGGGUUCCACCGCUACCCCGGAGGGAGCGCUGGGCUACGUCCGCGAGUUCACUCGCCACUCCUCCGACGUGCUCGGCAACCUGAAUGAGCUGCGCCUGCGCGGGAUCCUCACUGACGUCACGCUACUGGUUGGCGGGCAACCCCUGCGAGCGCACAAGGCGGUUCUUAUUGCCUGCAGUGGCUUCUUCUAUUCAAUUUUCCGAGGCCGUGCAGGAGUGGGGGUAGACAUGCUCUCCCUGCCUGGGGGUCCGGAAGCUGGAGGCUUCGCUCCUCUUCUGGACUUCAUGUACACCUCGCGCCUACGCCUCUCUCCGGCUACGGCGCCAGCGGUCCUGGCAGCUGCCACCUACUUGCAGAUGGAACACGUGGUCCAGGCAUGCCACCGCUUCAUCCAGGCCAGCUAUGAACCUCUGGGCAUCUCCCUGCGACCCCUGGAGGCAGAACCCCCCACGCCCCCAACGGCCCCUCCUCCAGGCAGUCCCAGGCGCUCCGAAGGACACCCAGACCCACCUACUGAGUCUCGCAGCUGCAGUCAAGGGCCCCCCAGUCCAGGCAGCCCAGACCCCAAGGCCUGCAACUGGAAAAAGUACAAGUUCAUCGUGCUAAACUCUCAGGCCUCCCAAGCAGGGAGCCUAGGCGGGGAGAGAAGUUCUGGUCAACUUUGCUCCCAAGCUCAGCUCCCCAGUGCAGAUGAGGCUUCCAGCAGCAGCAGCAGCAGCAGCAGCAGCAGCAGCAGCGGCAGCGAAGAAGGACCCAUUCCUGGCCCCCAGAGCAGGCUCUCUCCCACUGCUGCCACUGGACAGUUCAAAUGUGGGGCUCCAGUCAAUACCCCCCUUCUCCUCGCACCCCGGGCUCCAGAGACCACUGGGCCACCCUCUGGGCGGGCCCGUCCACUACCAGGAAGUGAAUUUUUCAGCUGCCAGAACUGUGAGGCUGUGGCUGGGUGCUCAUCGGGGCUGGACCCCUUGGCUCCUGGGGAUGAGGACAAGCCCUACAAGUGUCAGCUCUGCCGGUCUGCCUUCCGCUAUAAGGGCAACUUGGCCAGUCACCGCACUGUGCACACAGGGGAAAAGCCCUACCACUGCUCCAUCUGCGGAGCCCGCUUCAACCGGCCUGCUAACCUGAAAACGCACAGCCGCAUCCAUUCGGGAGAGAAGCCCUAUAAGUGUGAGACGUGUGGCUCGCGCUUUGUCCAGGUGGCGCAUCUGCGGGCCCACGUGCUGAUCCACACGGGGGAAAAGCCCUAUCCUUGCCCCACCUGCGGGACUCGCUUCCGCCACCUACAGACCCUCAAGAGCCACGUUCGCAUCCACACGGGAGAGAAGCCUUACCACUGCGACCCCUGCAGCCUGCAUUUCCGGCACAAGAGUCAACUCCGGCUGCAUCUGCGCCAGAAACACGGAGCUGCUACCAACACCAAAGUGCAUUACCACAUUCUGGGGGGGCCCUAGCUGAGCGCGGCCCAGGCCCCACUCCCUUCCCCGGAGAUGGGAAAGCUGUGGCUCAGCCUGGUUCUCUGUCAGGCUUGGGCAUGGGGGUGUGCAAGGACCCUGGAUGUCAGCGACUGCCACCACCUUCAUUUUCUCACUGGGGAGAGCAGGGUGGCAGGUCCCGGCUAGAUCUGCCUCUGUUUUGCUGGUCAAAACCUCUUCCCCACAAUCAAAAUUGCUUCUGAGGAGAGAACAAGCUAGGAGCUGGAGGAGGGGAGCCUUAAGGAAAUCAGGCCUCCACCUGCAGCCCCCAUCUUAGUUUAUCUGUAAAUAUAAUUUAUUGAGGCCUUUGGGUGGCACCCGGGGCCUUCAUUCUGCUGCAUUUCCCAGGUCCCUCUUCCACAAGUGUGAUCAAACGUGACCUGAAACACAGAAUGUGAGGUCACAGCUCUGCUGGCAGAGAUUAGCACUUGGCUGUCUCCUUUGGCUUGAGUAUUUUGUAUUACCAUUGUCCUAACUUUUCUCUUUAGAAUUCUUUCUUCUGUUUUCUUGUUGGUUAGUUUAGAAUGGAGAAAGGGGUUCUCUGUGUCCUGCCCCUUCAAUUCUAGGUCUGGAACCUUCGUUUGUUCUGGGGCAGCUGUGGGAACAUGUGGGUUUACGGAAUUGGGUCAGGAACCCUCUUUGGUAUACUAGAUAUUGCAGGUUCUCUAGCAGGCUAGCACCCAAUAUAGAUUUUGCUCUGUUCUUCAAGGGUUAUAGGAACCUUUAUGGUGAGCCUGGAGUCGAGGUAAUAAAUACCUCCUGGAGGCUGUGGGUAUGGGGCCUCUGUCAGUCUUGGAUCUGGGGGAGCUGAUUGGAGAGGCUCUCUCUUUUGCUUCGGACUGCCCCAGGGGUCCGGUCACCUAGGUUUGGCUCCACUGCAUCUGUCUCUCAUGACAGAGCCCACCCAGGAGCUUGAGUUGAGCCCAUAAGCCUCCACUGAGGCCCCUUCUUAGCACUGAGUUGAUCCCUCCAUGUGGGAGAAAUCUGAAAUUUCCUCAUCAGAGAUGGUGCAACCGUUUCUGAGUCUGCCCAGUCCCUAAGAAGGUUACGACCUAGGGGAGAAUUACGAAACCUUUUAUCUCAACUCAGCAGUAAAGAAUACAACCCAUUCUUUACUGCAAAGGCGUCUGGGUGUGAAUGUUCCUGGGGGGGUCUACCUGAGAUGAACCUCGUCUUCCUUUAGUGGGUUUUUGGAUAUCUUCUGGCAAGUAUCCAGAUUCCAGAAAUGUCUUUGCCUCUAGAAGUCCCAGGUGCUUGGUAACUUUCUUACCUUAGAACAGCCCGGGUCUGCGACCUGGUUUUCCCGCCACUGCAUUCCUGUCUGGAACCAGUGAAUGCACUAGAACCUUCCACAGGAAAGAAACGGGGCUGAGUUCCAUUCUGGAGUUGCUGUUGUUUGAGAUUAUAAUUAGGAUUAUGGCUGGGUUUAGAGAUGGAGAAGAUUUAAAAGACUGAUUGACCUUCCGGUCGACCAAGAAUCCAGGUAGGAUUAAGCGGUUGGUUGACAGGCACCGUCUCUGGUGUAGACCAAAUAGGCAGAAAGUUAGGAAUGGGUUGAUGCUUCACUGUGUGGGAGCACUGUCUGGAAUGUUAGAUGAGUCUCUGAAGCCUUGAUUUACAGGCCUGCUCCUGUUACCCUGGGGCCUGCUGGAUUUGGGGGCAUAGAGUGGAGGGUAAGAAGCGCUUUGAAAUUGUGGGGUGGAGCUUCAAGACAGGUCAGUGCUAGUGACUGUCACUUGGGGACUGGUAAGACAGCUCCUCUUCUCCCUCUUUCCCUCUUACUCCCCGCGGCAGAACUGAAGGAGGGAGGGAAAGCAGAGGAGUGACAUGAGAAGGAACCAUUGUGGGGUUUUUUAGCAGAUUGGAUGGGCAGGUGCAGAGUGCCAAGGGGUGGAGAUGUUAGAUCUUGCAAGAUCAGAAUCAUGGAAUAAAGAAGCCUCUUUGUGCUGCC
This is a messenger RNA of Sus scrofa (pig), 3541 nucleotides long. RefSeq names its product BCL6B transcription repressor (gene BCL6B). Gene Ontology annotation, molecular function: DNA-binding transcription factor activity, RNA polymerase II-specific; protein binding; RNA polymerase II cis-regulatory region sequence-specific DNA binding. Gene Ontology annotation, biological process: regulation of transcription by RNA polymerase II. NCBI's taxonomy places the organism in Eukaryota, Metazoa, Chordata, Mammalia, Artiodactyla, Suidae. The record is from RefSeq and is a predicted model, not a curated record. Gene Ontology annotation, cellular component: nucleus.